Molecule: messenger RNA, 1900 nt
Organism: Phaethon lepturus (White-tailed tropicbird)
Lineage: Eukaryota; Metazoa; Chordata; Aves; Phaethontiformes; Phaethontidae
Gene: TMEM201
Product: transmembrane protein 201
Exons: 10
Biological process (GO): nuclear migration along microtubule
Cellular component (GO): nuclear inner membrane
Molecular function (GO): lamin binding; actin filament binding
Source: RefSeq, a predicted model, not a curated record
GAAGAAGCCUACACAUGUGACAGUGAACUGCUGGUUCUGCAAUCAGGACACAAUAGUGCCAUAUGGGAACCGCAACUGCUGGGACUGCCCCAACUGUGAGCAGUACAAUGGGUUCCAAGAGAAUGGAGACUACAACAAGCCCAUCCCUGCUCAGUACAUGGAACACCUUAACCAUGUUGUGUCAGGUGCUACGACUUUCUGUGAUCCUACCAAACCGCAACAGUGGGUGAGCAGCCAAAUUCUGCUUUGCAAGAAAUGCAACAACCAUCAAACCACGAAGAUCAAACAGCUGGCUUCAUUCUCACCAAGGGAGGAGGGAAAAUAUGAUGAGGAGAUUGAGGUGUAUAAGCACCAUCUGGAGCAGACCUACAAGCUGUGCCGUCCAUGCCAGGCUGCUGUGGAAUAUUACAUAAAACAUCAGAAUCGGCAGCUCCGGGCGCUGCUACUCAGCCACCAUUUCAAACGCCGUGAGACAGACAAGACCUAUGCUCAGAAUUCAUGUUCUUCUUCCUCUUCUGCUUCCAUAACCACACCAGCUCAGGUGAUAUUUCUGCGGUUCUUGGCCUUCCUCAGCUGCGCGUUCCUGGUUCUGAUGGCCUUGUAUGGGUCAGGCGACCCCUUCUCACUCAGUGCAGUAGUCCCUGCUCCUGUCUCCUCUGGUCCAGCAUCCAUUCAGAACAGGACUGGCACAAGUUCACGUGCAGACUUGGAAAAUGACGCUUCCGUGACGGUGGCAGGCUGGCAGGAGCUGCUCCGCCUGCUCCCAGAACAGAUGGUGGAGAACCUGAGUGCCGCAUGGGCUUACGGGAAGAAUCACCAGAUGGCAGUCGCUGUCCUUGGACUGUUCACCUGCCUGUUGGCCAUGUUCUUAGCUGGGCGGAUCAGGCUCCGGAGAAUUGAUGCAUUUGCUUCAGUCUUGUGGUUCGUAGUGAUGAGUCUGCACUUAGCUGAGAGGUACCUGAAGACAGAAACACCCAACUGGCUAGACACAGCCAAAUUUGGCACCACAUCCUUGUGCUGCUUGGUGGGCUUCACCGCAGCAGUGGCCACGCGGAAAUCAACGGGCCAUCGGAGAUACCGGCCCCGAAGGUACCUUUCUGGGGAUUCGAUUACGGUAUUUCCCAGCGGCACUGGGACUGGCUUCCCUUCCACUGCUACGUCUCUCUUUGUCCCAACACCACCCAGUAUUCUCCAGCUGACAAACCAACAGCUCUUCAGAUCCCCACGCAGACCUUCUUCUUCCUCUCUUCCUGGUCGUCUCAACAGGGCACUCUCGCUGGGUACCAUCCCCUCCUUGGCUAGAGCAGAUUCUGGCUAUUUGUUCAGUGGAAGUCGACCAGCCUCACAGUCCUCUCAGUCCAAGGAAUCUCCUACAUCAGAGCACUUCUCGCUGCUGUCCGGCAGCUGUGCUCCGUCCCGCAUCCCCUCUCCAGCACCAUCGGUGGCUGGCUCUGUGACUUCCAGCUCAGGUUCCUUGCGGUACCGCCGGCCACUCAUCAGCCCUGCGCGCCUGAACCUGAAAGGACAGAAGCUGCUGCUUUUCCCAUCUCAGAAUGAGGCUCUGCUGACCCCAACUAGCUCAGAGGAGCACACCCACUCAGACAGCAACAUCUUUGCCACCGAGCUGUCCUCCUUUCCAAAGAAGAACCUCAGUGAGCGGGGAAUGCAUGAUAUGAGAUCUGCUAUGGAAGGAGGGAGUAUUUGCAGUGAUAAUUCCAUCAAGAAGGAGGAUCACUCCUCACACUCAUCUACCUGUGUGGUAGACACAACUACGAAAGGGGAAGAUUUGGCAGGCUGGAGAGGUCAUUUCAGUAACUCCGCUCUCCGAGGUCUGCUAGCUGUGAGUCUGACUCUCAAUGCUAUCUUCACAUCAGCCUAUGUCUACCGGAGCCUGCGUUGA